AUGACUUCGGCUCCAGAUCUAGCUCGUGGCUUCGUACAAUUUUCGCUGCAUGGCGAGGCACAAGCGCCACCAGCUCAAAGUCACCAAAUCGGGGACGCACAUAGCGCUGGAGACAAUGAAACUUACAGCUCUACAACACCGGCUAGCUCUGAGGACAUUGCUUGUGCGCUUUCAGAACUCUCCUUCGACACAGACUCCACGGGUGGUGCUAGCGUUCAGCCUGCGCUAGACGAGCUGCCGCCGCUUGAGUACGACGAUGACCGCUCGGAAGGCGACGCUGCCAGCGCGAUCACCGACAAUGAGAGCAUCGUGUCGUUCGGCACGGCGGAUGAGGGAGGAAACAUACCUCUGCAGCAGGUCGUUGCGGCGAACAGGCCGCAGCCGCUGCAUGAGCAUAAUCUCGUUCUCCGCAACUUACUCGCGGAAGCUGCUGCAGACCAAGACGGCGCGCUACUUGAGCAUCAUCCAUUGGCCAGGAUGCUGAUCUCGAAAGAUGACGCCUGGUCGACGCCAAAUGCGCAAUUCGGCGAAGGACGCGCAGCGCACUCCGCCCACCUGACAGUGCUUGUGUCGGACGUUGGGAGACUUUAUCCACAUGCUUGA
This is a messenger RNA of Baudoinia panamericana UAMH 10762, 603 nucleotides long. RefSeq lists its product as uncharacterized. The coding region runs from base 1 to 603 and encodes 200 amino acids. The record is from RefSeq and is a predicted model, not a curated record. The transcript is spliced from 2 exons. NCBI's taxonomy places the organism in Eukaryota, Fungi, Ascomycota, Dothideomycetes, Mycosphaerellales, Teratosphaeriaceae.